Molecule: messenger RNA, 2092 nt
Organism: Thunnus maccoyii (southern bluefin tuna)
Lineage: Eukaryota; Metazoa; Chordata; Actinopteri; Scombriformes; Scombridae
Gene: wdr53
Product: WD repeat domain 53
Exons: 3
Coding region: 105-1289 (394 amino acids)
Molecular function (GO): protein binding
Source: RefSeq, a predicted model, not a curated record
ACUGAGGGCAAGCUCCCAAAGUACCAUUUUAUGAUGUCAUCAAUGAGCGACUCAGCCCCACAUGGCAGCCUGUUGAAGUUUGACGGCCCUCGCUAAGGGUCAGCAUGGCCAGGCAGUGGUGUGACGGCCACUCCACAUCCAUCCUGUGUGUUGGGGUGUCCCCGGGCCCCGAGGGUCUCCUCGCCUCAGGCUCUGAAGGUGGAGAGGUCGCUGUUUGGAACCAAGAAGGAACCAUCGUAGGUCGUCUCACCCUCUCCGGUGAAGACGACAGCACGAGUGUUGCGUUCUCACCUGCAGCUCCGGGCCUGCUGUAUGUGUCGCACGGAGACACGGUGAGUGUGCUCGACCCCCGAAACCUGAAGGGCACCGUGGAGGAGUUUCAGGGUGCAGGGGAGGAGGAGAUCAAUGCUUUGGCGUUGAACGAGACAGGUUCAGCUCUGGCAGUGGCUGACGACUCCGGGGUGGUCCGGGUGCUGGAGCUUCCUGGGGGGAAAGUGUGCAGGACUCUCCGCAGACACACUAACAUCUGCUCCUCUGUGGCUUUUCGGCCUCACAGGCCCAACAACCUGCUGUCUGCUGGACUGGACAUGCAGGUGAUGCUGUGGGGUCUGCAGAAGACUCGUCCUCUUUGGACCCUCAACCUCCAGGAUGUAGCUGAGGAAGAAGACGACCACCAGCAGCGUCCUGGUCAGCUUUUCAACCCUCCACUGGCUCACUGUGUCUCGGUGGCGAGUUGUGGGAACAUUUUGGGCUGUGCAGCGGAGGACGGGCGGGUACAUCUGAUGCGGAUUGGCAGCGGCUCCAAACUGGAACAGCAGGGAGCAGUCAAGGCACACAGCCAGGGAGCCUCACAAGCUCACUUUGUCAAUUUCCUUUCCCACCCGUACUGGCUCACCACCGGGGGGAACGACGGCCAGGUGGCCCUGUGGGACAUCAGUAAGCACCCAGUGGUGACUCCAGAGGGAAAGGCCAAAACUAAAGGGACGGUGGCUCCACGCAGGAAGGGGAAGAGCAAGGCAAAGAGAAAAGAACAAUCUCAGGAUAAAGCAAAGACGCCACUGAAGGCUGAAGCAGAGAAAGAAGAGGCUGAGGGCGAGGAGGAGGAGGCGGCAGCGGCUGCUGCAGCAUGUGCAGAGGAGGUGACGGAGGAGAAACCUGGGCCCAAACUGAGCAUCAGUCAUGGGGACAAAGUGAACUGGCUGUGCCCUGCUGUGCUGAAAGGAGAGCCCAGUCUGGUGGUCGCAGAUCAGAGCUCAAAUCUGACAGUUUAUCCUCUGUCUCAACUAUAGAUUAAUGCACUUUAUUUGUUUUGGUCAUAGCAACACACUGUUGUUAGUUUACAAGUGUUUUUGUGGGUAUACACUCCUGCGUUUGUUGUUGUUAGAAACUGACGGCAUCAUUUUUGUGUUGGUCCUUCUCUCGCUUUCCUUUUUAUUAAAGCCUGAACUGUGGGCAGAAGCCAAACAUCACUGGAGUUCCAGAAAGCGCUGAACAUUGCAAAGCUAAAUCUGGAAACAGCACGCACACAUUAAAAAGAGUUUGAGGUUUCAUGCGACUUUUACAGAAUAAAUGUGGUUCUUUUACAGGUUUUAUUUUAUGUAAGCUUUACUCAGUGGAUUUGUUUUGGUGGGUGGUUUAUGUGUGUGUGUAUGUGUGUGUGUGUGGUCCUGUAAAAGUGUCAUCUGUUUUGCUGCCUGACACGGGAUUCAUUAUAUUUUUGUAAACAAGAAAUGCAUUCUUGUGGACUGUAAAAAUACCACAUCAAACAACAGAAAUGAGCUUUUCAUGUUUAAAUGAGUCUGCAGUGCUUUUAUAGAAUAAACACUUUCAAUUCAAACCAGGUGUCAGACAGAAAAACAAAGCUAACUGAACAAUGUUCCCAAGAUGUCACAUUUCAAACAUAUUGCUCUUUAUCAGACUGUUGACGUUGUCCUUGUCCUUAAGGGAACAGUGGUGUUUUUUUUUGUUUUUUUUCUUAAAUAGAUAUAAAGCAGCAACAGCCAGCCAACAAUCUUGUAAUUAUGUGAUUGUGCGAUAUUUUCUUUCUGUAUGUGUUGAUUAAAACCUGUUUGCUGCUUACGAAUGAACGUAA